AUGACCCAAGACUUCUGGGUGCAAGACACCAAUGGCACCGAUGUGCUGAGCUUCACCAUUUUCAGAAGCUCUGAAAAAAACCUUAGCACCUCUACCUGGGAAGAAAGUAGUGUUGUCCUUAUCUUCCUCAAUCCAGUAACCUCUUCUCUUAUCUUCUGCAGGUUUUUCUAUCCAUGGCGUACGCAUAGUUUGCAUGAUCUUGCCCAACAAACCUUGAACAAAUUCAAAACCAGAAGUCUUUCCCGCAUAAAUAGCGGACCAGUUUCUCUGAUUAAAAGCGCCUCUUUCGAGCUCAGCGUUCUUCAACACAAUAUCACCACAUUCGAACACCUUAAUGGGCAAAGAAUGCUUUCUGUUCUCUUUAAUAGUCUUGAGAAUACCUGGCAACAAUGUAGUUCUGACAACUUGGUAUUCGAUGGUCUUGGGGUUUUCCAAUUUCACAGCUGUCUUGUUAUCAUCAGUCUGUCUCAAAAACUUGAAGUUCUCAUCGUGAGAACACAAUGUUAA
This is a messenger RNA of Clavispora lusitaniae ATCC 42720, 507 nucleotides long. The record is from RefSeq and is a predicted model, not a curated record. Lineage: Eukaryota; Fungi; Ascomycota; Pichiomycetes; Serinales; Metschnikowiaceae.